This is a messenger RNA of Diaporthe amygdali, 2433 nucleotides long. RefSeq lists its product as uncharacterized. The transcript is spliced from 3 exons. NCBI's taxonomy places the organism in Eukaryota, Fungi, Ascomycota, Sordariomycetes, Diaporthales, Diaporthaceae. The record is from RefSeq and is a predicted model, not a curated record. The coding region runs from base 1 to 2433 and encodes 810 amino acids.
AUGGAAUGUGUGAGCUCAAUCGCCAGUUGGGAAUCUCCUUCAAAUGCGACGCACGACUACGGAAUUGGCGGUCUGAUUCAAGACCCCCAACCUUGGGCCAUUGGCUCAUGCCAUGCAGCGCUCUUCGAUUGCAUGAGCCAGUGGACGUUCGGCAAGGGCACGGCGGCCUCCAAUGGACACCAGUUUUAUAUCGAAUCACCACCCGUUUCCCCAAGAUCUGGGCCAACCCACUCGGACAGACCGAUACCACUCCUCACAAUAGGAGAAGAGAUUGAUGACUCAACCGCUGACGGUGGUCGUCUUGAUGCUGUUGACGGCUUGGAAGACAACGGCAUAUGUAAAAGCUGGGGAUCCGUACAGCCAGCGUCACUGCUCACGACUCCUUCUCUUGGAAAUACGGGAGUUCUGGAAGGGGUCCAGCCCAUUGUGGAAAACGAGGCUCCCCUCGAUGAUUACAAAGCUGACUCUAUGCCAUCGCAAUACUCGAAGUCUUCAGACUCCGAUAUAAUCAAAUUGGAUAACGCCUUGGCGGUUCCAAACUAUGUGGAGGCACCAAGCCAGGUCAAGUCAACGGAAGUCUUACAACCAUCACACAUCCCGAGCGAACGUCGUACUAUACUCGAAGCCAAAAUCGACGAUGCCACCGAAAGUCAAUCGAAACAUCCAUCCGACGAUCAUGCAUCCGACUCCCAAUGUCAUUCUCACCCACUGUCAAGCCCAGCGCCCGUCCCCAAAGAACUAGAAGCAAGAUCCGAUGACCACUCGACCCUCUUGUCUCAGAUCUCCGAACCUUAUCGGAGAUAUCGAGUCGGAAAGCGUGGCAGGCGAUGGUCGUGGCUCUCACCUAGGGCGACGAGGAAGAUCGCGAAGGACGCGCAGCAAGGGAAGCGGCUGAGGGUUGCGAAGAGCCGGAAGAGAAUUACGAGGCUUUACCCUCGGCUGUAUGGGUCCCUGAGCUCUGAUGUCGUUAGCUCACCAUCAGGAUCAAGCGAUGACGACCAGCCAGAAUUUGCUCUAGAAAAGUGGGAGGAGCAAAAGGCCGCCUCCAUUAGCGGCCCCGUCAUGGGCGCCGGGACUAGCAGUCCAGACUCGCCUCGACGACCUCCGUAUAUAAAAAAAGACCAGCUUCCAACCGAAGGUGGACUGCCAUCCGAGGAGACGGCCCAGGACCAGUCUGGUAUCGAGUCAUCUUCGUCUUACAGUGAAACGGAAGCAGAUGUCUCGGACUUUGAGCAACCACAUCCUCUUGAGAGUCAGAGAGAUCGAAUCGUUAAUCUGCUUUUGGAGAGCUACGGUUCGUACAAUACCACAGUCCAGCAGUACAAAUCCGGCCCGAACAGCAAUGAAACUGGUUCUGGCAGCAAUGAGAGCCACACAGAACCGCAUUCCAGCACCAGCCGUGGCAGGCAGACUACUGGCCAGAAGAGAAAGGGCGGCCCUCAGGAGAGUGAGGAUGUCGAAGAUGACGAUGACACUGGCCCAAGAAGGCAUAAAAGACCUAAAAGGGCUGAAGAAGAAUCGACGGAGCAUCAGUCAUUCGCCUGUCCGUUUAGCAAGAAAUCCCCCGCGAGAUAUAGGCGUUGCUAUCGAUACGACUUGAAAAGGGUCAGAGAUGUUAAGCAGCAUCUGAGGAGGUGUCAUCGCAGGGCUAUAUACUGCCCGGUGUGCAGCGAGACGUUCCCUUCUGAGGAGGCGCGAGAUACCCACGUAAGGCGAAGGAACUGCCUGGAGAACGCGAGUAUGACCGUCGAGGGUAUCAAUGACCUACAGGCGCAAAAGCUCAACGGAAAGUGCUCGUCGAAAACGUCUGCAGAGCAGCAGUGGUUCCACGUCUUCGACAUUUGUUUUCCGGGUCAUGAUCCCCCUAGGUCUCCGUAUGUGGACCGGCUCUUAUCCGCAGAGCUCCAGUCCUUUCGUGACUACGCAAGUGCCGAGGGUCCUUCCAUCAUGAUUGAGCAACUGCGAGGGGUCCAUAUCUGGAACGAGCAGGAUAGUGCUUUUUUACGCCGAGUGCUCAGCGACGGCCUUGAGCGUAUCGCCGAUCGCUGGAGCCAGAGUCUGACCCCGUGCGAUGAUCCCAAGUCGGACGGCACGUCCUCCAAGAUCACCCGGGCAUCGGUUGAGAGUGAUCCGGCCCGGCCGGCCAUUCCUCCACCGGUCCCAAGACUCGCGCGCGGUUUCCAGGGAGAACACGCGACGACCUCCGCCCCAACAACCACACAGCCACAGAUCUCGGGUUUCUUGUCUGACGACGACAAGCCAUGUGAAGCGGUGCCCCAGGCUGGGGCCAGCAUCUUCGAGCUUGAUGUGGAAUUCUUCGACUUUAGUAUGCUCCCGACGGACGCGCAGGCGAACGCGACCACUGGAGAAGUCGACUUUCCCCCGGACUUGUGGAGUCUUCAGUAUGGGCCUAAUCGUGAAGUGGCCAUUUAA